Pocillopora damicornis (cauliflower coral) is the source of this 5637-nucleotide messenger RNA. Its product is annotated as focadhesin. NCBI's taxonomy places the organism in Eukaryota, Metazoa, Cnidaria, Anthozoa, Scleractinia, Pocilloporidae. Gene Ontology annotation, biological process: regulation of post-transcriptional gene silencing. The record is from RefSeq and is a predicted model, not a curated record.
AGGAACCACUGACCCGACAGCUCGGGUACAACUAAGAUGGCAGAUGAACAGCGAAAGCGACUGUCGUUUAGAAAUCCUUCACAUCAAUCACAGGAAGUAUGGAAACUUUAUGAUUGCAUCUUGAUUUCGAAACCACCUGGAUCUGUUAUAAAUGCCAAUUCGGUAGAGAUUCCUGAGCUCAAGUUAUUAUGGGAGUUGACUGGAGAUUCUUCAGAAGUUUUAAGCAGAUUGUGUUGUAAUUGCUUGGUACAGCUAGUUGUUGAUGACCAUGCUGAAUUUGAAUAUAUCAUAAGAGGACUAUUAAGUGUGGCUCCAUCUGCAAGAAAUCUGAGUGGUAUAUCAAAAGCCUUGAGUUGUUUGCUGACCUUUCAAGUUUAUAAGUGUACUACAGCUGGUAUGGAAUAUAUAUGCCCCUUUUCUUUAAGGGCCUCUCCCCACCCAUUCAUUACACUAGUGAUAAGUUGUCCUGAAAGUGCAACAAUCCUGAUCCAAGAAGUCAGUGUUUUACUUGUAAACAGUAUCAAAAGAUAUCUCAAUUGUGAUCCUCGAUUUAUUCUACGGAUGCUGGAAUCAUUUUUUAAGUUUGUUCUUUUGGAUCCAAAUGUCACAGUUAAUUGGUUUACUAGGCAGCAACUUUUAACAACCCUCUUGCAGACAGCCAGUGCUUUACUUCAAUGUACUGAAACUGAUCACAGCCAUGAAGAAGUUACUGAGAGAAAAGUUCUUGUUGGGGAUAUUAUUGAUUUAUUGACAUCUCUUGUUCCCUGCUAUCAGAUUGAUGACAAAUCUCUCAGUCAUACAACUUUUCUUGUGCACAGUCUGACAAACUGGUUACUUGAACAUAGAAAUUCUUUCCCUGGUGGUACUAGCCAUUUGGAGCUGAUGGUGAAUCAUUUGUUUUCUUUGUGUUGCGAGAGUCUGUCUUUUGGCUCUGACAUGACAUCAUCCAUCCUCUUAUUGCAAACAAUUCAACAUCAUUGUCCACAGGCCUUCUUGCAAUUAUACAUCUUACCAACCUUGAGCAAGCUUCUUCUGGAUUCACUGGGAGACUGUUACAUUCAUAUUCUUCAGCUCUGUUUGUCAACAGUGCAAACUCAAUUAAAACAUUUCAAGCCUGACUGCCUGUUUCUCCCCGUCAGUCAUUUAUUUCUUGUGCAACCAAUACUUCAAAUUAUAACAUCACCUCCCAGGCAGACAUUCAGCAUAAGGAUGCAGGGUGGCACUGUGCAUUCUUUACACUGUAAAGCUCUCAAGAUCUUAGGAUUUGUGGAAAACAAUGUUAUUCCCCUAAUUGAGGAAAACCAAACUAAGACUAUUGGGAAUACUCAUCAGCACUAUGCUUCAGCUCUGAGUUUGUGUAUCAGACAGAUGACAGCCUGUGCUGAAGAAAUGAUCAUCUUAAUUAGAAACACCAAAUCUACAAAGCACUGGCUGAGCAAUUUACAGAAGUCAAUAGCUUCACACCGUCGCCUGCUAAGUCAUGUUCCUUUGAUGUUGUCUGCAUUGUUGGUGACUUCACAAGGAUCUCUUGCUAUGGAAGUCUUAGAAGUUAUCCCAAUUUUAGCAAAGGCAGAUCCAUCACAGGCUGUUACUUUUCUGCCAUUAAUACUCUAUAAACUUAGUAAAGAAGUUGAUCCUGAAGUGAAACAGUAUGCUCUGUACACUAUACCACAACUUGCCACUCACAAGUUUUGUAUAGGUCCUGUGUUACGCACGAUUCAGACAAUAGGAAAGUGUCCUCUUCUUAAGCCUGUUUCUCUGAGACUGAUUUGCAAGUUGUGGCAGUCAAAUAACCGAGUGUUUCCGCACCUUCAGAAAGCACUGAGUUCAGUAGUUGACUCCAAUUUGGGAGCUGAAUUGGAUUUGGAGAUUAAGAUUGCUCAAGCAGCUUGUUUAUUAGACAUCUGCAAGCUUAGGCCCUCUCAGCACGGUGAAGAUCUACUUGGUUUGCUGUCCAAAUUGCUUGAUGAGAAUACAAAGCCAGGCGAGACUAAAAACACUCCCUCUGCAUUAGUGGUAUCAUUAGCACUGCAAGCCCUGGAACAGCUUUGUAAAGCUGAGGUUGUCGAUCUAUGCACUGCGUGGAAAGUCCUUUCCGUGAAGCUUGGCAUGGACAGACGGCCCCAAGUUCUGUGCAGUAUUUGUCAGUUGUUCAGAAUUGUAUCCGACCUGGUCUCUAACUCUUCAGCUUAUCUGGAUUUUAAGAAUGAAGUACUUACCUUUCUAUGGUCGUUAACGCAGCAUGAGGAGUCGCCUGUCGCUCAUGCUGCUUUCACGACUUUGUCAAUAUUUCAUCCAUCUGAUUUCAAGCUGAUUCAUCUUCCUCCAAAGAUCUACCUUCCACUGAAAGAAGAAUUGCUGGCGUCUAAGAAAAAACUUGAUGGCAACGUGGAUGAAGAGUAUGAUGAAGCCGCUGUACACCAAUCCAUUGAUAACUCAAUGCCCCCUGGGACUGCUUAUGUUGAGCUUCUGCAGAUGGUCAAACAAGAUGAACUCCAAGGCUACCAGAAGCUAUUGACCAACAUGAUCAAAGUGGAAGCUGAAUCUAUGCCACGGGGUUUGGGUCACACUUCAUCAUCACAUGAGAGGAAUUUGCGAUCCAUCCCAAAAUUUUUGACGUCACAAUAUGAGAAGUCGAAAUCACCUGGAUUGAACCAAGGACUUGCAGCUGGAAUGCUGUUUAGUUUCGAACCUCCUUUUGAACAACACGAAGGGAAACGGGCCAGAAAAUAUAUGGUUGAUUGUGCUCGUACAUACAGACAGAUGUUAGAUUCACUACUUCACGAAGUACCAGUGCAGCCGACUGAAUGGCACAGAACAUUACUGCUGCCUCAAGCGUGGUUUUCCUUCAUGAAUCGCGCUUACAAGGCUUGUGUGGAGGGUCGUAAAGCUGAGCUUGAGAUGCAACAUAGUCAUGGUCACAUUCAAGAUACCGAAGAACUAAAAAUAAGACAGUCCAAUUGCUGGCUUUGGGUAAGAGAUCAGAUCACUAAACAACUCAGAACAGUAUCAAGAGGUAACCCGUCUGUGCAAGGUAAUUCAGUGCUUGCUUUAGUAGGGCUUGCGCGGGCUGUAUCGAUGAUUGUACGUCAGCAGACUUCUUCAGAGACCACAGAACAGUAUCAGUGGAACAACGAAUGGCUGAGCGAGGUGGCUGACACAGUAAUGGUGGUGUUGGAUGGUAAUUAUAAGCCAAAGGGUCCUACUCUGGUUUGGUGUCAGCAGGUGUCUUCAUCCAGCUCCACUGCCAGUUCGUUGUUAGCUCGCUCAUGUGCUGCGUUAUCCUUGUCACUUUUGGUUCCUUGUCUUGUCGUUCUUGACACUGACAGAAUUCACGACAUCACUGUACUGCUGAAGCAAAGGAUUCCAGGACAAUCCAAAUCAGGUAGCUCAGCUUCGUUACAGAUGUCUUGUUCUGUAGGACUUGGAUUGUUGCUCAGCAAGCUCCAUGAAGAGCAUUUCAGUGACGCCUACGGUAAAGAGGGCUAUCCACUGAUGUCUACAGCUUUAGAUGUCUUGGAGGAGACUGCUUUUUCAUAUGACUUGGAUAACACGGAAGGCGCGUGUCUCGGUUUUGGACUCGUUGUGUCCUCUUUGUGUAAAGAGGGUCUUGCUGACUCCAGGGAUCACGUCACAAAUCUUUAUCACAAACUUGUUGACAGGCUAAAUGAGCAAUGCAAAGACCCUGGUCAAAAACUUCAGUGCCUGUCUUUUAGUGUGGCUUGUGUUUGUGUGUAUGCGUUCCACACCGGCCUGCUGUCUGCCGAUCAAGCUUUGCAGUGCAUUGAUAACAUUCAAACGUUGUCAAGCAAACACCCAGAGGUUUGCGGUAUUUCUUUAUCUCUCGGGUUGCUUCUUCAUGGACUUAUAUCUUGUGGUCAUGGUGGAGCCAUUGAGUUGGCCAGACAAGCUGGCAAUGAUUGGCGAAGUGUUCUUGAAAAUAAGGAUGUUUUUGAGCGACGGCAACUGUCAGCUGUGAACGGAAUCGUAGCUCUACUUGGUUCUGAGCAGGGGUUGUUUACCAUGGAUUCUUCUACUUCUGACGUCGUGUUUUCUAAAGAUGGAGGAAGCGUCAUUAAAUAUCUCCAAAAGCUUGUCUCAUCGCCGGAAGAUUUGGGUCUCAGUUUUAAUACAGCCUGGCUUCUUGGUCAUCUGUACAACGCAGUUACUUCCAGUUCAAUCAGUAAUACAAGUGCUCCGUUAAAUUACAGUUACCUGUCAGAGGGGAGUAUUUUGCGACUGCUCUUUGAUUUUCUUGGCCAGGCUGGGAAGAUAGGUCCUCAUUUGAACUUCGGUGAAGGAAGAGUACCCGCAGUGUUAGAAUCACUGGUCAGCGUCUCCCAUGUGGCACUGCCACCAGUGAAUUGGUUGUCAGUACUAGGACCAAUCAUGACAGCCAAUUUUGGGGAGGAUACAAGAAAAUUGUGUAUCAGGCUUGCAGUCAAUCAAGCCCAGUCCUCCUCUACUCUGUCCUCGUUCUUGUCGUCUCUGCUGAGUAGUGUGUCGUUUAUGGGCCUGGGGGAUCUGUCCAAAAGAGAGCUGCUGAAGAAUUUGUCAAGACUGGUUUAUGUCAUUUCUUCCUCCAAGAUGAAAGAGUUCUAUGAGGAAGGGUUAACAGAGCUAUGGAGAAAAAGCACGGACUGUACCCUGAGAUCGACCAUUUUGGAAGCUUACCUUUCAGUCCUUUGUUUAAAAGAACCACCUGCGUCUGUCGUUGGAUGGACCAUAACGGCCCUUGAGCGCAUGUUUAAUGCCCUUGGUGCAGAGAAGAGUGAGAGUGAGUGUUUGAGGUUGUUUUCUCGCUGUUUUGCACUGAUCCCUAUUGAAAACGUGGAACGCAUUUUGCCGAACACACAAGUUACAAACACCAAAGAUUUCAUUCUGCGUUGUUACGCGGUUCAAGAUGGUAUAGCUCCGGUGAAGUGGCUUGCUCCAUGUAUUGACUUUAUUUUAAAUACUGAUCUCAUUGGAAAAAGGAACAAGGAAUUGUUUUGCAGUGUUGUCCCUCUUAUAAUUGAUUCUUGCACCAAAAUGAAGUAUGACGAGAGACAGCAUUGGUUUGUGGAACUGAUUGGUCAGUUUCAAAAUGCAGUUCAGCUUUCUUCGGAAACUUCGUCACAUCAGACCUUGAUGAAUUCUUUUACGUUAUUGUCACUUGUGUCUGCUGCAUGGUGUGACUUGCCUAUACUUCAAGGCCUCGAAUUACCCGUUUCGACUUGCCCACCCGUUGAUGUGGAAUGUUAUUACUCAAUUGAAAGGUUUCCAUGGCUACUUCCUCUAACAUUGUCGAAUUUGUUGGGGAAGGAGCCCUGGAAGCAAAUCGCGGAAAAGGUAAUAGACUGGCUGUUAUCCUUAAGAGGGGAUCCUAGGCUGAAAACCGCUAAUGUACACUACAUGCUUAUACAAGAUACACUUAUUUCGUUGCGGGAGACAGACGCAUAUAGAAAACCAGCCGUGUGGACUAAAUUAGUUGCUAAACUCCACCGUAAAUAAAUAAAGGAGGACUAGGCCAGGGAUAUCUUGGAGCUUUAUGGUCCAUUUGUUGAUACACAUUGAGAAGCUGCUUUAAUUUCAUCAGCAUUGAUUGAAUGCCACUGUCUCGAUCAUGGUUGCGAUCAAAGGCAGCAGCAAUAUGAG